AUGGGCAAUGAGAUUUCUAAUGGAAGUCCAGGAGAUCUGGAAUAGAUGAAAAGAUUUAUGAACAUGUCGCCAGGUUAGGUCAAAUUGAUAAAAGAGAAAUUCGAAUUGAUGGCGGAUGAGGAUCUCACGAUUGAUAGGAAUGGGUUUAUAUAGUUGAUGAAAUUGAAGGAGACUGAAGUAGAUAAAGUGUUUUAAUUUUUUGACAUCAGCAAUGAUGGUCGAAUUGACAGUCAUGAAUUUGUAUGUGCUUUGAGUCUUUUGAGUUAAGCCACCCUGAAGGAAAAAGCAAAUAUCAUAUUUUCCUUAUAUGACUUUGAUCACAACAAAACAAUCACUCGAAAUGAAUUGGUCAUUCUGAUCAAGACUACUUUGACAGCCUUGGGAGCCAUGUCACAGAAGGGAGAAUGCACCAUCCAAGAGGCAGAGAGAAUCUCAGACGAAUUGCUAAGGAAAUAUGAUACAAACAAGGACGCCUCAAUAUCUUUGUCUGAAUUUCAUAGUCUUUUAUCAAAAGAUUAAGAUGUGCUCAAGAUGCUCCUAUCCUAUGGCUUAUGCUCACUGGAAGAUUUGAGAUCUGACUUCGGAGGAGCCUAAUAGGGUGAUGUUCCGUAUCCAGACUCUGAUUUGGAGAGUGAAACACAGCGAAGACAAUUGGCAUACGAUCAGAAAAGAGAAUUGAGGAAAAUUGGAAUAGAAGCCAAUCUUGAUGAUGGCAAUACUCAAUUACAAUAAGAUAAUAAUCAAAAAGCUCUCAAAAUGACCAACAAAGAAGUUUGGAAAAACCAAGUUAAGAAUGGUUAUCCAUCUUCUUGGAAACCAGGAAAAGGGGAUAUCAAUCCACCAAGUACAUUUAUGGAAUUAGAUUACAUAUAUGGAUUUAGAAGUUUUGACACAAGAAACAAUAUUAAGUUUGUUGAUUAAGAAUUAGUCUAUUUUACUGCUGCAGUUGGAGUGGUGUAUAAUCCAUAGACAAAUUAAUAAAGGUUCUUCUUUGAACACACAGAUGAUAUUACAUGCAUAGAUGUUUACGAUAAGUAUGUUGCAACUGGUUAGGCAAGGGGAUAGGUUCCUCCUAUUUAUAUUUGGGAAGUUAAAGAUUAAAUGUAACCAUCUAGAGCUGCUUUUAAAGGUAUUUUGCGUUAAGGAGUGCAAUGCUUAGCAUUUUCAAAUGAUGGUAAGAAAUUGGCCGCUGUGAGUAUGGAUGAUGAUCACACUUUGGUUGUUUAUGAUGUGGAUAAGGGAAUAGAUGCAAGAUUGAAAGGUCCUAGGUCAUUUGUAUUUGAUAUUAAAUUUGAUAAAGUUGACAAGUAUUUGAUUGUGGCAUGUAAGAAUGAAGUCUACUUUUGCAGUUACGAUUAAAAUCAAAUCAGAUUGAAUCUAGGAAUUUGGGAUACGAAAACAUCACCAUUCUCAUCAGUAUUAUGCAUAGCAUUAUGCGAUAACAAUGUGAUAACAGGUACGUACAGAGGAUAAUUAUUAAUCUGGAAGAGCAAUAGAGCUACUACAGCAGUGGAUGCUCAUAAGAGUGCAGUGCUAGCUAUUCAUACGAAGAGAAGUUAGGAAGGUGGGGUUGUAUCAGGGAGUAAAGAUGGAACAAUCAUAGUUUGGGAUGUGAACAUGAAAGCUAAAGAGAAGAUAAAUGUUCUGAACUUAAAUUUAAAAAUAUUCAAUUUCAAAGUAUAAAGUGUUACAAUAGGACCAAAUGAUUAAGAUAAAUCUGUCCACUUAGUGUUUGGAACAAGAGGUUCUGACAUGGUAGAGGUGCAAGGACCAAAAAAUAAGAUUUUAAUGAGAGGACAUUCAGUCGGAGUCUUAAGGGGAUUGGCCAUGCAUCCAAAAUUCCCUACUUUUUACACAAUUGGAGAAGAUAAUAUUUUGGCUUGUUGGCUGAUCAAGGAUAAGAAGAUGUCAAGUUGCAUGAGACUAGAAUAUCCUAGCAGUGCUAUUCAUAUUAGCAAAGAUUACAAAUAUCUGGCUGUUGGUAGUACUAAUGGAACUGUACUUAUUAUUGAUCCUAAAACAUUGAUGCCUACUUUUAACUUUAAAGAUAGGGAUGCUGAAGUCUCAUGUCUCAAAUUCUCUCCUGAUACUGAAUAAUUAGCAGUUGGUCAUGAUGCACCAAGUUGUGAUGUCAUCAUAUAUUCAAUUAAGAAUCAUUUCAAAAAGACUAAUGUUUUAAGAGGAUCUCCUGCAAGAGUAAUUAGUAUUGAUUUCUCAUCCACAUGCAGAGUUUUAUAAAUUAAUGAUUGGAGUCAAUAAGUUCUCUAUUAUGAAUUGGGUGGAGAAAAUAAUCAAAAAGUACAACCAGAUGGAGCUUAGAAGUAUAAGGAUGAGAAGUGGGCAACAUACACAGCUAUAUAUGGAUGGCAUGUUUUGGGAGUAUGGCCACCUUUAUCAGCUGGAAGUGAUAUCAACGCUGUGGAUAGAUCUAAUAAAGGAGAUAUUAUAGUUUCAGCUGACGACUAUUCUGGAAUCAAGAUAUUCAGAUAUCCUGCUGCAUAACCAGGUUAAGGAUUUUAGAGAUAUGUGGGACAUGCAGCACAUGUGACCAAUAUCAGAUUCUCAGCUGAUGACGAGUACAUCAUAUCAUUGGGUGGAGCAGAUAAGUCCAUCAUGUAAUGGAAAGUCUCGCAUGAUAAGGAUGCUCAGAUUGAGUAAGAUCAGGCAUGUGAAUCAAUUUAAGAUGUUUAGAUAUCCAAGGAUUAUUAUAGACUCAAUUUAAAUGAGGAGGAGAAUAACCUUUGUUAAAAGCCACUUAACCAACCAAUUUUAAAUUUGAAUGAGAAGAAAUAUAAUGUGUUGCCUUAGGGUAACAUAACACUUGACUAUGUUUUGGGGUAUGAAAACAGAUUAUUAAAUUAUUUGGAAAAUGGUAAGAUUGCAUUCUCUUGUGGAACGGUUGGUGUUAUAAUGGAUCCGAAUAUGCCCGUUGGAUAAUAAUAUUGCACUCAGACUUAUUUCAGAUAUCAUUAGGAUGAAAUCACUUGCAUUGCCAUUCAUCCAAGAGGAAGAAUAAUUGCAACAGGUACUAAAGCAUUUGCUUUGAAUGAGAAGCAAUUAACUGCGAUUUGUGUUUGGGAGGCUGAAUCAAAGAAGGUUUUGUCAAUGUUGAAUGAUUUUCAUACUAAAAUGAUUUAUUGCUUAGAGUUUUCAUACGAUGGUGUUUUUUUAUUAUCAUUUUCCUCGGAAUAUUCAAUCGCAGUUCACGAUUGGCAAAUUGGGUAGUUGAUUAUUACUGUAAAGACUAUGAGAUCUAACAUUUAUGGAAUUUGCAGCAAGUCACCCACUGAGUUCAUGUCUUGUGGAUAGAGGAAUGUCACAUUCUAUUAAAUGAAUGGAAGAAAUAUCAAAUGUUAUCCAGGCAUUCUUAAUAGCAAUCAAUUUGAACCAAUGUUGUGCUGUUGUGUUGCAUUUAAGGAGUCAUAUGAAAUCACAGGAUCUGAAAAUGGUAACAUUUUCCUUUGGAAAGAUAACAAAAACAGCAAACAUUACUAAGCUCAUAGAUCCAAGGUGAGUUCAUUAGUUGCUGUUGGAAAAACCUAAUUGUAUAGUAGUGGUUUGGAUGGUUAAAUUAAGUUAUGGGAAAUGAAUGGAAAUAAUUUGAAUAAUGUUGCAACAGUUAUUGAUAUUACUGAAGCUCUUCAUUAACCUCAGCUGUAGUGA
Messenger RNA from Paramecium tetraurelia, 3663 nucleotides. RefSeq lists its product as uncharacterized. Gene Ontology annotation, molecular function: microtubule binding; calcium ion binding. Lineage: Eukaryota; Ciliophora; Oligohymenophorea; Peniculida; Parameciidae. The transcript has 7 exons. The record is from RefSeq and is a predicted model, not a curated record.